AGCCCUGCAAGCCCCUCCUAAAUCGGAUUAUCAAUCGACCAGGAGGUCGACGGCGAAUGCGUAUCGUCGCUUAACCGCAAAACGACUGCGCCUACUUUCCGCUCUCAGCAAAUUCACUUCCCACCUGCAAUUCGACUGCUUGCUACCAUCUCCCCGUCGCAACAGCCAUCUCCGUUGUCGCCCUGCCACCUGCCGCGCUGUCUGCUGUAGCUGGCCUACAACCCGCUAUUUCUCCGCCCGCCGCCAUCUGGCUACUCUCGCCGUGUCCACCGCUCGUCUCCCAACCCUCUCGAUCAACCCGCCAUGGCCUCAGAAGACUGCAGAGCCAUCCAUUAGAUACUCGCCCUCGCUGCCACAGCCGUGCCAUUGCACCGCUCAUCUGUCAUUUGUGACGUUUGGUAUCCCUCGUAACCCCAAGACCACGCCAGUGCCUUGCAGGGUCCGGCGUUUUCGGCUGACCAUACGUCAAUCCCCCAAGCUUCGAACCCUGUGUUGAAGAAGGUUUGGCCCAAACUCUCAACCACACGCCACUCUUUUCAUACCCUCACGGUAUCUCACCAUCCUCGGCCUGCCCCGAGGUCUGCCAUGACAAUGACGCAGUUAUUCAGCUCUGCACCGAGCCACUCGGCCACUACCAAGAGCGAGAAGCGUGCCUUCAGCGGCGUUUCUCUCUCCACCAACAAGAGCGUCACCAACCGCGACGUGGGCCAGCGGAUCAAGAACUUCUUCAGAAUCAACGGCGACGGGAGCAAGGCGGAGAAGGACAGUGCCUCAGACAGCACCAAUUUCUCAAAAAACGACAAGGAGAAGGACAAGGAGAAGUCGAGCUUCAGGCAAUCCCGCUUUAUACCCCACAUUGGCAGGAACAGGUCGACGACGGUCGCGAGCGAGGGCAAUGCCCUUGACGAUGCCAUUUCACCGACUGCCAACGCGAAUCCCUACUUUAUCCACCAGGGACCGCCUGCUCUCCGCCACCAUAAUGAGGGCAGCGUUCCCCCUUCUCCACCAGAUACCCCCAAGAUCGUGACCAGCGCGGCCGACGCAGCCAACGGCGCAGGCGGUCAGGCAACAGUCGCCAGCAAAGAAGAACUGGCGAGGAAGCUGCGACGGGUAGCCUCAGCACCGAAUGCGCAGGGCUUGUUCGCCAAGUCGAACGAUGAAGAGCGACCAUCCACUGCAGAGAUGGGCAAGCAGCCGAUCAUCCAACAUGCCAAUGCUUCAGCACUCAGCAUGGUGGACGCUUCCACAACAGGCGGUGCCUUGCUACCCAUACCAAAUCCAGACGGCUCCCUACCAUCUCCCGGCCAGAUCAGAACCUCGGCCGCCUUUAGGCGGACGUACAGCUCGAACUCGAUCAAGGUUCGAAACGUGGAGGUCGGACCGUCCAGCUUCGACAAGAUCAAGCUAAUUGGAAAGGGAGACGUCGGCAAGGUCUACCUCGUGCGUGAAAAGAAAUCCGGCCGGUUGUACGCGAUGAAAGUUCUUAGCAAAAAGGAGAUGAUCAAGCGCAACAAGAUCAAGCGUGCGCUCGCUGAGCAGGAAAUUCUCGCAACAAGCAAUCACCCGUUCAUUGUUACACUGUACCACUCCUUCCAAUCCGAAGAACAUUUAUACCUAUGCAUGGAGUACUGCAGUGGAGGAGAGUUCUUCAGAGCUCUACAAACCCGACCUAACAAGUGUGUCGAUGAGGACGCGGCGCGUUUUUACGCAGCAGAAGUUACCGCAGCUCUAGAAUAUCUGCACCUGAUGGGUUUCAUAUACCGAGAUCUCAAACCAGAAAACAUUCUGCUUCAUCAGUCAGGCCAUAUUAUGUUGUCUGACUUCGACUUGUCGAAGCAGUCUGACACCGGCGGCCGACCUGGCAUUCUCUUUGCGAACCGCAAUGGCAACUCGCACAGUAUGCCGGCAAUAGACACCAAAUCGUGUAUUGCAAACUUCCGCACAAACUCCUUUGUAGGAACGGAAGAAUACAUCGCCCCAGAGGUCAUCAAGGGAUGUGGCCACACAAGCGCGGUAGACUGGUGGACACUGGGAAUACUGAUCUAUGAGAUGCUCUUCGGGACCACCCCGUUCAAAGGCAAGAACCGAAACGCGACGUUUGCCAACAUUCUAAGAGACGAGGUGCCUUUCCCCGAAGGCUCAGGCGUUCAGCAGAUAUCUAAUCUAUGCAAAAAUCUUAUACGAAAACUUCUUGUCAAGGACGAAACGAAACGCCUGGGUUCUCGUGGCGGCGCUUCUGACAUCAAGAAUCAUCAGUUCUUCAAAACGACUCAGUGGGCUCUGCUUCGGAACAUGAAGCCACCAAUCAUCCCGCAUGCUGGCCGUGGCAUCGACACUGUCAAUUUCAGGAACGUCAAGGAAAGCCAGAGCGUGGACAUUAGUGCCACAAAGGCCAAGGGCGUACCAUUGGAUAGCGGAUUGAAGACACCAGGCGAGGAAGCGCCAGAUCCGUUUGAGGAGUUCAACAGCGUUACGCUGCAUCACGAUGGCGAUGAUGCUCACGAUGUCAGCGAGGGACUCUCCAUGCGGUAGUUUAAAAUGCGUUCGGAUGUGUAGAAGGGAUAUUGUUACGUGUGUGGACUUCGUUUCCCGUCUUUACCUAGUACACACGCUACUACAUUGUACGACAGGUGUGCAACUUUUAUACAUGUGGAUGGCGUUCAAUGUUCGUUCGUGUUCUUUUUAUAUGCAGAGGAAAUCCUUUUUGAGCGAGGAUUGCAUGUACGCUAUUAUGCAUCUACGCACUGACUGCAGCUUCCGGUACUCUCCUACAGCUCCUGGGUAGCACCUUCCUUUGGCGAUGAUAGUGUACAAGAAACAGAGGGCGUUGGGCCGAGAAGAUAGGAAGAAAUGAAUCACAUUUUCAAAUCCGCAA
This is a messenger RNA of Verruconis gallopava, 2875 nucleotides long. Its product is annotated as serine/threonine-protein kinase nrc-2. Bases 586 to 2532 code for a protein of 648 amino acids. Gene Ontology annotation, molecular function: protein serine/threonine kinase activity; ATP binding. NCBI's taxonomy places the organism in Eukaryota, Fungi, Ascomycota, Dothideomycetes, Venturiales, Sympoventuriaceae. The record is from RefSeq and is a predicted model, not a curated record. Gene Ontology annotation, biological process: protein phosphorylation. The transcript has 4 exons. Gene Ontology annotation, cellular component: cytoplasm; plasma membrane; nucleus.